UUUUAUUGUUCAAUCGCAACUAUAAUUAGUGUCCUUUGAAGGAGGGCUAUAUACAAAUAAAAUUUAGAAUGAUAAAUUAACAAAUAUGAGAGAAAUAUGUUCUUGUAAAGAGACAAAAAUACUACAUGUUUCCUAUCCUGGAGAUCAGCUGUUGAGAAACAAAACAUACGAGAGAACUAGUAGUAUGUCUGUGCUAGUAUCUUUGUUUACAGAAAAAGGAAAUGUUGAGAAGUACUUCUAUUUGUUUAAUGAUAGGCACAACUAUUACAGGAUAUAUGUACAAUGUCAAGACAGCGUGAAUUCGAAGAUGACGUAGAUAUUUACGGGGAUUUGCCAAACUUCCCCUGUAUCGGGGAUACUGUAAAAGAGCUUGAAGAAGCAAAGAAAGUACUUGAAGAUGAAUUAACGAGACUAAAGGAAAAGUUGAAUGUGGUUACAAAUGAAAAAGAUGAACUGGAUUCCAAAAACAAAUUCCUUGGUUUAAAUAUAUCAUCACUCUAUAAAACUGCAACAGCAGAGAUUCAACGGAAAGACAGACUGAUAGCUGAGCUUCGGGAAGAGAAAGAUAACAUUAUUUUCCGAAGAAAGAAAAACUUUACUAAGGAGGCUGAACAAACGUCAGACAACAGUGGUGAUCAUCAGUUCUCUCAAAAUGCAGCUGAGCAGAAUGAUCACCAAACUCCAGAAGUUGAUCCUAUAGAAUCGGAUAAUGCAGAUGCUGACAGCAGUGAUUCACCUGCGUUAACGCCGUAUACGAAUCCUACGCCGCAAACAGUUCACACACUUUUCAGUAGAAGACGUCUGCAGAUUACGUCUGACUGUAACAAGGCCACAAGUGCAGCCAAGUCUAGUGAAAAUGUUAAUCAGGAAUCAGCAGUUCCAUGGAAUUUAAUUCCUCUUUCAGAUUCCAAACAGAAAGACACAAAAGAGAAGGCAUACCACAACUCUACACAUUUAAGUAAAGAAUAUGAUUCAUUUCCACAAACUGAGUCAAAGAAAGAUGUAAGCAAAGUCGAAAAUGGUAGUUACUUGCCUAAUAGAACAGAUGUAAAUCAUUCUGAAACCAGUGAAAGAGAGCAUACGAGUACAAAGAAAUCCAAUACUGAUAGUACCAAACAUACAUCUCACAUCCUGCAAAGAGAGCCUGGACCUAGACAUUCUUACCAAGGGGAUGAACACUCAUCAUCCUCUAAAUAUAAAGGAGAAAGCUAUGUCUGUGCUGACAGUGAUAGGUCAAGAACACGGUCCAAGUACGUUUCUUCAGAGCACCACUCACAUUCAGAAGGACGGGCAUCAUAUAAGACACCCAGCACAAUACGUGAGACCAGUGUAUCGCGUGCUCUUAGAAGCUUAAGAUCAAGAUCUGUUUCUCAGUCCAGGACUGUACCGGAAUCUGUACAGAACACUGGGGAGAGAAGGUGUGAUGUCAGAGCUUCAUCACAUGGCAGAAGCUCUCCAUUAUCAGACGAGCGCAUGAAUCGCACAUUAAAACCAGCUGACAGUGAUGCCUCUACUACCCAUCUGAAAUCACAGUUAGCAACAGAAACACAACAUGAAAUUUCAAGGGAUCUCGGUAGUAAACCACAAAAUAAAUUCACACACAGUGGAGAAACACAUUCUGAAACACAUGCUUUAACUGUUGAACUGGGUUCUUCUUCAAAAAUACCACAGGCUGAAACUGGCAUAAAAGCACAAAUUUCACCUUAUGCUGAAAGCAAUCUGUCUGAACAUAGUAGUUUUAAGCGUUCAAGGAGGCCUAAAAUCGUCAAAUUACACUCUGAAACCAAACCUAGUGAAGUAAGUAAUUCUCCCAAUGAUCCUGAUUUCGUUACAAACAGAGCCAGCGAUUUUAUCUGUGAGCGUAAUAAAACUGAAGGGACAAAGAGGCACCGUGACAGUAAAGAGAGAGAUGAAGCUCAUCUCCGAGAUUCUAAGAGACGAGCGCUGGACGAUAUAACGGGGAGAGAAUGUUACAGCUGUAAAGAAUAUGAUAAGAAUACAGACCCUAAACAAAAGUACAGUGGUAGAGUAAAAAGGCAAUCAAGUCCAUGUUCAGUAAAUGAAAAGUUGCUGAAAACUAAUAAAUAUACCAAAGAUGACGGUGGUAACAUUAGAAAUAAAGAUACUUCUGUACUGGAAGAAACAAGCACAGCUGAAGAACAGAGAGAAACAGACACACAAGAUAUUAAAAUGGAUGUUGAAGAAGGUGAGAUCCACGAUGCUGAUGAUGAUACACAACCAACUAUGGCAAAUGCAACUGAGAAGAAGGGAACAAUUUGCAAUAAAAUAAACAUUAAAUCCAAUAGAAAAACACUAAGUGAAAGAGACAGAAGAAAAGAGAAAUAUAAAGAAACACACAAUAUAGAUGAAACACAUGUACGACUUAAAACAUGCAGUGUAGAAUCUGAAGUAAGUGAGAACGAUAAAUACUCGAAAGACAGAAACAAGAAGUUGAGCAGUUCAAAAAAUUGUAAGACAAUUAUGGAAAAGAAAGAAGUGUUUGACGUUGCACAGAUAGAAGCAGGCGUUAAUAAACACAGCAAGGCAACCAGACAAGAGGAAGAGAAUGUUAAAAAUCCCGAGGACAUUAGCUCGUUGGAAACUAAUAAAGGAGGUGGCAUACAGAAUUUUAGCGAAGGUGAAACAGAGUCAACGAAAAAAACUGAGGAUGACAGACCAAAUGAUAAAGAGGGAGAGAUGCAGUGUGGAAAAUUAAAAAAACCUGUUACUGAAGUGUCAGUCACUCACGAAAUAUUUAAAACUGGCACAGCAGAAAUCAGUCGUCAUAAGUCUGUAUCAAGAGGUAAUUCAGUAAAGUUAUCUAUAGGAUCCAAUAAGGCGUCUCCAGUUAACCUGAAAUUUCGUGCUAGAAGAUCUAUGGAACACAAACUUGAAGACAGUAAGGCUGUACUAUCAGUGAAUAUUACUCCUCCUAAAGAUAGAGCAAUCACAGAAACUAGUUCGAACAGUUUAAAUGUGGAAAGUCUAGGUAUGAGUGCAGAAAGGAUUAACAGAAUUCCUAAAACCCAAAAGUGAGCUGAAGACAGGGACAACAGAAAUAAUGUAAACAUUCUGUAGUCAUGGUAGCGGUGGUAAUACAGCAGACAAAGUGCCCAGAGAUAUCGGAACUGAUACAUUUUUUACCACAGUUGUCUGUCACGAUGAUAUCGUAACAACUGCAUACUUAGUGUACUUUCUGAGAGGGAAAACACUUGUAAACUUUACAUAAGAAUAUUUUUAAAUUUCAGAAAUUAGCAUGUAAAUAUAUUUGCUGAUUAUUCUCAAGUAUGUGAUGAGUGGGAGUUUGACAGUAAUAGUAGGUCACGUGAUUCUCAUCACAACUCAGAUGACUUGGUAUCCAUAUCGACGGGGAAAUUAAAAAGUCAAAGAAACGGGAAAAAACCGUGUAAAAAUAAACUAAUGAAAGAAAUCUGUUAUCACAGAAUGAAUAUAUACAGUAAAACCUCCACACAUCACAAUUCAAAAUGCCAAGGUUUUUGUACUUAAUGUAGAUAUUUUUCUAUUGUAUUCUAUUAAGACUGAGGACAGCAAAUUCCUUACAUCAGUACAUUUGCUGCUAGGCAUUUACAUGGCAUAACCCAAGAGAUACAGCAAGUGGUCUUUUUGACUGGAAAAACAAAUAAAGUAAUACAUAUCUUAAGUGCAUUUCUUACAUCUGUGGUGAAGAUGAAGCGUACUGAUGAUUUUGCGAAGAUUUUUAAAUUAUUUUUUGGCAGUAGCAAAGUGCUACUGCCUUUAUUGGCAAUUUAUGUUUUGAUAUAAUGGUUUACCGCACUAAUGUGCUUAAGUAAGGCAUUUAUGAAUGUUCCUUAGUCAUGAGGCAUGCAUGGCCGUUAGUCAAAGUCGCAUAAUGCUGUAUAUAUGUGAAAUAAACACCAAAUUACCUUUC
Molecule: messenger RNA, 3910 nt
Organism: Zootermopsis nevadensis
Lineage: Eukaryota; Metazoa; Arthropoda; Insecta; Blattodea; Termopsidae
Gene: FLASH
Product: FLICE-associated huge protein
Source: RefSeq, a predicted model, not a curated record